This is a messenger RNA of Anoplopoma fimbria (sablefish), 3488 nucleotides long. RefSeq names its product sestrin 4 (gene sesn4). Gene Ontology annotation, cellular component: nucleus. The transcript is spliced from 9 exons. Gene Ontology annotation, biological process: cellular response to L-leucine; cellular response to leucine starvation; positive regulation of macroautophagy. The record is from RefSeq and is a predicted model, not a curated record. Gene Ontology annotation, molecular function: L-leucine binding; oxidoreductase activity, acting on peroxide as acceptor. NCBI's taxonomy places the organism in Eukaryota, Metazoa, Chordata, Actinopteri, Perciformes, Anoplopomatidae. The coding region runs from base 314 to 1648 and encodes 444 amino acids.
AGUUGGCAGUCUGGCCCUCUGUGGGUGUGCGCCUUCCCUCUAUGCGUUGUUGUUUGCAGAUGUUCAUUAGCAUUUGGAUAUCACCCUCUGAGCCGGCUCCGCCUCCCGGCGCUGAUUGGGCACACUGUUACUGGAGCUGUCAGCUCGGCUCCGGGAAGGUUUCCUCCGCUCCCCCAGUCCGGUCUCCAGCUAGAGACGGACCGACUGCAGCCAGCGGGCAGGCUCUGCUCGCCUUUGUUCGCCGAGCUUGGAAGGCACCAAGGAAAAGGGACAGAGCCGCAUCCAUGCAGUAGCACACUUCUUUUGUUGUAAAAUGAUCAUCUGUACGAAUAAAAUGGAGUACCCCCUGAGAACCCAGUGCCAGCGAGUCCACAAACAGGUGAUGGUGAACGGUGAGAACGAGCGAGUGUCGCUGCUGUUCAUGAAGGCUCUGGUCAGCAGGGGGAGCGUGGACGCCGUGUCCCAGCAGAUGGCCUCUCACCCGCAAUACUUGGAGAGCUUCCUGCGCACACAGCACUAUAUCCUGCACAUGGACGGCCCCCUGCCUCUGCCGUACCGCCAUUACAUCGCCAUUAUGGCUGCGGCACGACAUCACUGCAACUACUUGGUGUACCUUCACUCAGCCCAGUUUCUGAGGGUGGGCGGGGACCCUCUGUGGUUGCAGGGUUUGGAGGCAGCGCCCCCUCGCCUUCGUCUCCUUGACCACAUCAACAAAGUGCUGGCCCAUCAGCCCUGGCUCACUGCCUGCUCACACAUCCAGACGCUGCUGAAGACGGGCGAGCAGUGCUGGUCGCUGGCUGAGCUGGUGCAGGCCGUGGUGAUCCUGGCCCACUGCCACUCCCUCUGCAGCUUUGUGUUUGGAUGCGACACAGACUCAGACUUUGUCCCUCUUUCCAAAUCUCCUAACGGUACCCCGCCGACCUUCUGCCCCUUUGAUGCUGCCAACGGCAACGCCAACGUGCCUCAGUCGCUCGCCACUCCCUCCGAACACAUAACACGAAGAAGGUCUCUGGACUCCAGUUGUGGCAUGGUGUGUCUGAAGGAGAGGAUUCAGAAGUCUCAAGAAGAGCGUGAGAAGAGAGAAGAGCGCCUGCUACAGACACAAACACUCCAGCAAACAGAUAUCGAAGAAGAGGAGGAGAUGAUGUGCUUCACAGACCCGACGCGUUUUAUCACAGACCCUGACUUGUGCUAUCAGGAGUUUGCUCGUAGAGAGGAGGACCACUUUCAAGUAUUUAGAGUUCAGGACUACUCAUGGGAGGACCACGGCUUCUCGUUAGUCAACAGAUUGUAUUCGGACAUUGGGCACCUCUUGGACGACCGGUUCAGGAGCGUGACCACCGUCCCCUCGAUGCACAGCCCCGACCUGAAGAGGGCCAUCUGGAAUUACAUCCAUUGUGUGUUAGGAAUACGGUAUGAUGAUUAUGAUUACGGGGAAGUGAAUCAGUUGCUGGAGCGGGAUUUUAAGCAGUACAUCAAGGCUGUGGCUUGUUUUCCUGAUGCCACCAAAACUCCAGUGUGUCCGCUGAGUUUGGCUCCACUUAAAACAUCAGAGCGGAUACACGUUAAUUUACUUAUCAUGGAGGCCCGGCUGCAGGCUGAGCUGCUAUACGCUCUGAGAGCCAUCACUCAGUACAUGAUUGCCUAAGUGCUCGGAGAGGCACAAAGCCAAAAACUCUCCGCCGGUACAGAGAGACCCAGAGACGCGAGGAUGAAACAGCGGACGGUGACGUGGGACGAGAGCGGCACAUUUAAGGACACAGAGCUCCAUCGUCUAGCAGCUGUGCCUCAUGAAUGUGCUUUUCUUUUUCUCAGAUUCAAUGUAUUUAUACCAUAGUGUGCCAUCCCCCCCCCCCCACCCUCCUACAGAUUCUCCUGUUCUCUUAUCAAACAUCUCGGCUCUUAAACGUUACGUGCAAUUAUUAGUUGUUUUAAUUUUUACAUGUUGUUUUGUGUUUCAACUCUGUGAGUCUGUGAGAAACUGCUUGGUUGUAGCAGCCAAUACUGUCAUUAGUUUCAUCAGUCUCCUUUCUAUUAACUAUGCUUUCCCCCCCAAAUGAAUUGAAAUAAGUUGAAUGUUAAUGGGAGACCAGGGCCUCUGUUAUAUUUUGGACAAUCCUUGUCAGUGUUGGAGGAGAACUUUAAGUGGACCGUGAAGGACGACAGUUUUGCCCUCCCUAACAUUUCGUAUUAAUGCUGGUCAAGAACAAACACAACAGUUACACUGCUGGAAGUUAUCACAUCACUAUAGUUUCUUUUAAUAAGCACUUUUUUAAACUUUAUAUAUUUAUAAUGCAUAAGUAGACAUUGAGACGCACAGUGUGUGGAUCUGAAGCCUUUCUCCUCCACUGUAUGACGUGUAACGAAGAUUUUUAGACUGUUUGUCCUCGAACCUUCAGACUUUGCUUUUGUCCUCAACCCCAGAUUUCUUAGUGAAGUAACUCAAUCCAGGAUAUUUCAGUGAAUAAUUGCUCUACUUGUUACUUUCAGGUCAGUGCUGACACACAAAAGGAUUUUGAAGGUUAUGAAGUUUUCAAAACACACAAUUUACACCUGAUAAGAAUAUUUGUAACAACACUUAAGAAGUCAGUGAGCUGUUUCCUACAGUGAAGAUUAAGCUGAGCCAUUUGCUUAAUGAUUUUUGUGCUUUUUGUAUGGAUGUGCUUUAAAAGAGAUCAAAUCAGAGACUGAAUGUGAGUCUCAAGGUCAUUAAAGAAACGCUACAGUAAAGUGAUGAAUUGGAUAGAUGUGAAGUGCCCAGUUGAUCAUCACUGGUAAUGAGUGGAGGGCGAGUUCAGAUUAUUUUUUUGCUCAAAGCUGAUCAUCAAGUAAAAAUCCACGGUACAUUUAGCAAAGCAGAACAAUGUGCAAACUAGUCGUUAAAACACUUGUAUCUUUUUCUGUCUUUUUUUAUUUUUUUAUAGUUUUUGUAAACUAUAGAGUACUUCUUUGUUUUGUUUCUGGGUGUGACGGUAGGACCUGCUUGUUGUGCUGCAUUCUGGGUAGAGGUAGAAGUGUGACCGACUGUUUAGAGUUAGUAACUGCAGGAUGUAGAAAAUAAAUAAGUGCAUAUCGAGCAUAUAAAGCAAAAAGCGCUGAUAACACAGGUGCCUUCAGGCUAAAACUGGAGUGCUGCUGAAGUGGAGGGAUGUGAUCACUGGAGGCUGAGAGUGAGCUUUGGUGGUCAACUGACACCAAAGCUGGGGUUUGUUGCUUUUUCCCGCAUGAAUGGGAACUGUUUUUCUUGGUUUUGGUCAGCAGUGUUUCUGAUAGAUAUUACGGCUGUGAACGCCCGUGUUUUCUAUCAGACACCUUCUACAAUCCCCAGCAACUCAGCUAAGAGCCUUUGACGCAGAUGGAUGUUAAAAAUGUUCAACUUGAGCAGAUUUUUAAAAGAUAAUCUAUAAAAUAAAAAAAAAGAGAACAAGUGAAAAGUCCAAAAAAAUGUUUUUUGAAAAUGUGAAGAAAUGUUUUCUAUAAAGACGCUC